Phragmites australis (common reed) is the source of this 1445-nucleotide messenger RNA. RefSeq names its product ABC transporter I family member 6, chloroplastic-like. Bases 71 to 982 code for a protein of 303 amino acids. Gene Ontology annotation, molecular function: ATP hydrolysis activity; ATP binding. The record is from RefSeq and is a predicted model, not a curated record. The transcript is spliced from 7 exons. Lineage: Eukaryota; Viridiplantae; Streptophyta; Magnoliopsida; Poales; Poaceae.
GCAGCCACACCGCCUCGUCAUCCGAAGCCGGGAGUUGCAGCGACCGAAGCGUCCGUCUCCCCUUCCUCACAUGGCGCCGCCCCUCGCCGCCGGCGUCUCCUCCUCGUCGCCCCUCUUCUCCCCCUCGUCGUCCCGCCCCCUCCUCCGCCGCCAUGCGCCCCCGAGCUCCGUCUCCUUCCAAGCGCGACGCUGCUCCCCGCCCGCGGCGGUGGCCGAAUCCUCCGGGAGCGCGCUUCUCGAGGUUCGCGGGCUCACCGCCUCGGUGAAGGAGACCGGCCAGCAGAUCCUAGCCGGCGUAGACCUCACCAUCCGCGAGGGCGAGAUUCAUGUGAUCAUGGGGAAGAACGGCUCCGGCAAGAGCACCCUCACGAAGGUUCUUGUUGGCCAUCCACAUUAUGAGGUCACUGGCGGUACCAUUCUCUUUAAGGGUGAGGACUUGGUUGACAUGGAGCCAGAGGAAAGAUCUCUUGCAGGCCUUUUUAUGAGUUUCCAAGCACCUAUUGAGAUUCCUGGAGUGAGCAAUUUUGAUUUUCUGCUCAUGGCAGUAAAUGCUCGCAGAGAGAAGAGUGGUCUACCAGCACUGGGGCCUCUUGAGUUUUAUUCAAUCGUACAACCAAAAGUUGAUGCCUUGAAGAUGGACCUAAAGUUCCUUGAUCGCAAUGUCAAUGAAGGGUUUAGCGGUGGAGAAAGGAAGCGCAAUGAGAUUUUGCAACUUUCAGUCAUUGGAGCAGAUUUAGCUCUUCUUGAUGAGAUUGAUUCAGGAUUGGAUGUUGAUGCACUUGAAGAUGUAGCUAAUGCAGUGAAUGGGCUCUUGACACCCCAAAACUCUGUUCUGAUGAUUACACAUUACCAACGUCUUUUGGAUCUCAUUAAGCCUAGCUAUGUUCACAUCAUGGAAAAUGGCAAGAUAAUCAAGACGGGUGACAGUUCUCUUGCCACCCACAUUAGUGAAGGUGGCUUCAAAUCAAUUUCUCUUGUAUAGCGUGAAGGUCAAACACUUGAAAUGACUUGUUGGGCUUGUUCACCCGUCAGUAGCCUACUUGUCAACAGAGUGGUUACUGCUUGGGGUUUGCAUCUACUAUGCAUGUUGGGAGUAGCACGUACUAAAGUCAGUAUCCCAUUCGACCAGACAUGUUAUCUUUUGAAGGUGGAGACCUGGCGAGUCCUCAAUAGACCAACUCCUCUCUGUAAGAUAGUGCUACAAGUAGAAAUACCCAGGGAAAAUAUCUUGCAUAUGCAUACAAGAUCCACAUUUUUUGUAAGUUUGAGUAUGACUUGUUGCCUCAGGCAUCUGGUCGUCAAUAUUGGUUCUGUGUGCAAUUUUGUAAACAUUUUUUAGUCUUGUAGUGCAGGCCUAGAAAGCUUCUCUGUUGUCCCCAUACUGACAAAGGAUUCAAUUUGAAGCUUGUUUCCGUGGUGUGUUUUUCAACAUGCCCUGUAUGUUC